AUACAUCUAUAGCUAUUUCUUUAAUAUGUAUUUGUUAUGCAUGCAUAUACACUAUUAUGUAUUAUAUAUAAUUAUCACAUGAACAACAUGGUUCUUACAACAUGGUUCUUACAUACAGGAGUUUAUAGUGUUAGUGGGAGUUGAAAGCAGCCACAAAGCCAAACAGUAGCAAUGCAGGAUAUGUACUGAUAAUUAUUAACAUAGAUUCAUUCAUUUACUCAAAGAUUGACUGAAAAUUUUCUGAAAACAAAGACAAAGGCUAAAGCAGGGGAAAGGGUUUUCAAGCAAGAGGAUUAGAAAUGGAUCUGGAAGGAUAUAAAGAAUUUUAAGGAGAGGAAGAGAAUUGAACUUGCAAUUGAAAAUGAACUGAAAGCUAAUUUUAGCAUGAGAAAUACAUACACUACUACUGUACACAAGCCACAUCUCAUUGUUGCUCCUCGUACUUAUCAAACUAGUUCAUACAGUUAACUAGAUAAUGCAAUGCUUGAAUGCUGACCUCUAAGAUUUGGACUAUAGGCAAUAAGGAGCCCUCUGAGGACUCUGCCUGAAGGAAUGAUAUGAGUAAAGCAGUAUUAUAGGGAAAUGAUCCUUGGGAAUCUCAGGAUCAAUCAGAAGGAAAAUCAAGAGGCAGUGGCAGGAAAGCAGUUAAGUUAUUCUAGUAUUUCAAGUCAGUGAUGAGAACUAAAGUGUUGCUACUAGAACAGAAAACUACAUACUGAAUAAUGUGGUAAUUUGUGUACACACUGGUUUUUUAAUGGAAUUUUUCUUAAAUCACAAAAGUUUUCAUCUACUUAAAAAAAUUUGUGUGUAGACAUUUAGUCAUUGUGAUUUGUAGUUAUUUGUUUUAAGGCUUUCAGUUGCUUCUCAAGAGUCUUCAACAAAAUAAACAUACCUAAUGGUUCUGUAUCUUCCUACAUCUUCAUGGUUCUGAGGCAAAGCAUCCUUUUUGUAACCAUUUUAUUUAUGUUGUAUAUAGCUAAAUGUUUUCCAAAAAAUUUGUGAAGUCACAGAAGCCACAAAGACAAAGCUUGUCGUUCUUCUAGCUGUGAGUUGAACUUUCCACCUAUGCAGUUUCACCAUUUAGUGUAACCGGAUGACUUGUCACAUAAUGAACUACACAGCUGAUUACAAUGUUGUAGAUAAACGUAAUAGACUUUGCUCUCUGUGAAUGACCAGCAAGGAAGCAGGGAAGUCUAAUCUUGGAAGGUUUCCUUCACUCCAAAGCAGACUGCAGUGUGAAUGAGCCUGGAAAAGCAGACGCAGAGGUGUUAUUUUGAAAAAGUCAAUCCAUUUUUCAUUUCUCCAGGCAUUAUGAAAAACCUAUGUUUCAGUCUCGUUACCAUGGUUGUAAGUCUUUAUUUCAUUGGGACAAUGACAAACCCAUCAAGAAAAAGCAUUAUUUCAUUCAAUGCUGAGUGCCAGUGGGAUGGAUAUCUUUUGACAAGUUGUUCUUUUACUGGAAAACAUAAUAUACAUGUGGACAUAUCACAGACAGCAACCACGGUGGAUUUAAGUUCCAGUUUCUUAAAGGUUCUCUCACAACCUCAUAUGAAAAGCAAAUGGAAUAUAAAACAUCUGGACCUCAGUAACAAUUGCAUAUUGAAAAUAACCUUAAGCCCUCUUACACAUUUCCAUGGUUUGGAAACACUAAGCCUCAGCAACAAUGCCAUUUGUACUAUCUCUUCAGACCUACCCAGUCCUAAGGUCUCAUGGAAGAAAUACCGCAAAAGUACCUUGAGAAAUGGACUUCCUUUUCUAAAGUUACUAAUCCUUAAAAGAAAUAAACUCAGUGAUAUUCCCAAGGGACUAUGGAAACUGAAGUCAUUGCAGACUUUGGAUCUAUCAUUCAAUGGGAUAUUGCAGAUCAGUUUGGCUGAUGUUCAUAACUGCCUGCACCUGGACAGCCUCCAUUUAAAGAGAAACAAGCAAUUCAGAAUUCAUCCACAAGUCUUCAAGAGGCUCAAAAAACUACAGCAGGUCGUGGGCCUCAGCAACAACGAGCUGACCGCCGUCCUUCCCAUGGUGACCAUGGCUCUAGCACUGCCCAAUCUGCAGGCCAACCUGGCUGGGACCCAGUGGCGGUGUGGCUGCCAUGUCGCUGUCUUCCAAAAUUUCAUUUCUGAAUCUUGGAGGCUAAAGUGGGAUAUAAUUUGCAACAAAUCUAUAAACAAUGAGGAGACAUAUUGGUGGACGCCAAAAAGGAGAAUUUCCAGAGAGACCCACCUUCCUCGAGUUCAGUGGAAUCACGCGGAUCGCUUCAUACAGAGCGAAGCUGAGCAGCCCUGGGAAGAAGUUCAUGUGCGCUUUCCCACCCUGCGGAACGAGGAACAUGCCAGUGCGGGUACCAGAGAGAAGCAGAGGUGGCUGUCAAGACGAGUUAGGAGCGCCGGGGAUGUGCAACCUCCUGGCAGCAAGGAAGCCCCGGCCCAGGACCUUGCCCUGGCUGUCUGCCUGGCAGUGUUCAUCACCUUCUUUGUGGCUUUCUGCCUGGGGGCUUUUACAAGGCCUUUCAUUGAUAGACUGUGGCAACAGAGAUGCCAGAACAAAAGACCCCAUUCUGUUCAUGCGCAUUCAAAUGAAGGCUUCGAUGAUGAAGUUGAAGCUGCAAGGAACAUCCAGUGGCACCCAAAUAUAGAUGCGCACCAAGGUUUCCAUGACCUAAACCUCCAUGAGAACCAAAACACUUUCCUGAGAACAGAGGCCAUCCUAGGUGCAGUUGUCCUUCCUGAUACAGCCCUGGCAACAAGUGGGAAGGCACCUGGCAGCCAGCAGAGCAGGGAACCAUGUGGGGCCCACACUGGGGCAUGGAGGGGAAGUCCUGACAAGUUUCCAGAGGACAGUGCAGCCCCUGCUGUUCUUGGCGCACAAGCAAACACUCAUAAUAAUGCACUGAUGUCAGCAGCACAGGACCACAUCUACAGGAAUGUUAUUGAAGAAGUUCAGUAUGAUACUGUGCCCCAGGAUAAUUUUCUCAGUGAGCACUCACUGCACGUCCCUGAUUGUUUACAAACUGUGUCUGGCUCCAUCCCUAACAUUUCAAAUGAAUUAGACCCAACACUCUCAAGAGACAAGACAGCUUCUCUUUCUCCAAUGCUAGCACAAACCAAAGCACAGAGCACUGGAGAGGCCCAGACAAGACGUGGCACCCAAAUCUCACCUUUGGAGCUUUCUAAGGAAAUGCAAACAAGCACUUACAUGAAUUGGCUGGAUUUACAGCAGCAAAUGCCCAAGAGGACCAGUGCUGAGCAAGAGCCUUCAAUCUGCUGCAAUGCAGUCACACUCUGUGGCCAAGGAGAUACAGACCCACCCUCACCUGUCUGUCCUUCAGGAUGGAAGAGUGACAUGGAUGUCACUCCUGCUAAUAGAGGAGCAGGCCAGAAACAUGCUCCUUCUGACACGCAGUAUGAAUUGGACAUCAACGAUGAUUCUGAUGAAGGGUCUUUAUUUACUCUAAGUUCUGGAAAUUCAGAAGAUGCAAGAAAUGGGACUGGAGAAGAGGCGUACGGUGAGGAUAGCUGUGGGGCUAGUGAGCCCCCAGAGAACAAAGACUUAGGGGUGAGGAAGGACAGUGUCAGGUCCUUAGAGGGUGGUGAGGAUAUCACUGCCCAGAAGAUUCCGGGGGAAUGUGAGACUCAGGAAGAUCAUUUUGAAAAACCUCUCAUUUCUGGUCCACACUCUGGUAUGUAUAAGACUUAUGUGGAAAGUACUUCUAACACCAAUAAAUCUGAGGAUACAUCGACUUUGUCAAGAUCACAGGGCAAUAGCCCUGUCAGUGAUGAAAUCCCAGGCAUGUCCACUUACGACUAUGUCACAGCUCUUCAACCCCAGGCAAUGGAGUGGCAAUACUCCCUUAAAGAUUUCAUGUCUUCAAAUGUGGAUAUUUCACCACAAACACCACCACCAUGUUCCGCCAAAAUUCCCUUAGAUCCUAAGAGUGACUGCAGUGGAAUAGACUCAGUCCAUGAACAUGAAUCUUCCAUCCAGAGAACAGACACUCAAAUGGUAUUACAACCCUCACAAGAUUCCAGAAGAGGCAAAAUGAAUUCCAACCCAUGGGACACUUAUGUAAAUGAGAGACUUGUGUAGCCUCUUGAGGACUGUGAGACCAAAAUGGUUGUAGGACAAAUACAGUUGUUGCAGACCUGUGGUGAUAGACCUACUUUUCAGUGUGAAAGAGCAGGGGAGAAUAUUUUGAAGAUGGCUCUAAGAGUCAGGUACCAUCAUUGCAAGAAUUCCCAAAUAAAUCCAGUUCACGAAGAACACAAGAGCACUUCAGUGAAAGAAAUGGGAGUAAAUAAUCAGAGAACAAGAGGUUGUCAUUAGAGAAAGGUAAUUCUGAUUUUUAUAUUCAAAUGCAGACCCAAAGCACCUGAUAGGAACUGGCUCUCUACGUGGUGACCAGCUCUACUACUAAAAAGACAACAACACUCAACUUGAAAUCAAGGGGAAGUCAAGUAACUAUUUCAGUACAGGCUGAAGCACUUUGAUGGAACCAUUAAAAAGACUUUAACAAAUUCUGCCCAAAGACCAGCACAAUUUUUUGGGAUUGAUCAUGCAAAAUUGAGGGACUCAAAGCAAUUAAAUUUUUUUUAAUGUUAUGUUGAAAA
Messenger RNA from Talpa occidentalis (Iberian mole), 4607 nucleotides. It is a transcript of the gene LRRC66, whose product is annotated as leucine rich repeat containing 66. Gene Ontology annotation, cellular component: plasma membrane. Lineage: Eukaryota; Metazoa; Chordata; Mammalia; Eulipotyphla; Talpidae. The record is from RefSeq and is a predicted model, not a curated record. Gene Ontology annotation, molecular function: protein binding. The transcript is spliced from 5 exons. Bases 1240 to 4086 code for a protein of 948 amino acids.